Molecule: messenger RNA, 857 nt
Organism: Panicum hallii
Lineage: Eukaryota; Viridiplantae; Streptophyta; Magnoliopsida; Poales; Poaceae
Product: photosystem I reaction center subunit II, chloroplastic
Exons: 1
Coding region: 89-700 (203 amino acids)
Biological process (GO): photosynthesis
Cellular component (GO): photosystem I reaction center; photosystem I
Source: RefSeq, a predicted model, not a curated record
GCGACGCCAGCGCCGCCCACCACUCCUCAUUCUCCCAGCAUCAUCCUGCUGCCGCGCACCCCAGCUUAGCUUCCGCCCGAAGAAGCCGAUGGCCAUGGCCACGCAAGCCUCCGCCGCGACGCGCCACCUGCUGGCGGCGGCCUGGUCACCGGCGAAGGCGCCGCGGUCGUCCCAGCUGGCGCUCCCGUCGUCCUCCCGCGGGCCGGCCCCGCUCCGCGCGGCAGCCGAGGAGCCCGCGGCGGCGGCGGCGACCGAGGAGGCCCCCAAGGGGUUCGUGCCCCCGCAGCUGGACCCCAACACGCCGUCCCCGAUCUUCGGCGGCAGCACGGGGGGCCUGCUCCGCAAGGCGCAGGUGGAGGAGUUCUACGUGAUCACGUGGACGUCCCCCAAGGAACAGGUGUUCGAGAUGCCCACGGGCGGCGCCGCCAUCAUGCGGGAGGGGCCCAACCUCCUGAAGCUGGCGCGCAAGGAGCAGUGCCUGGCGCUGGGCACCAGGCUGCGCUCCAAGUACAAGAUCAACUACCAGUUCUACCGCGUCUUCCCCAACGGCGAGGUCCAGUACCUGCACCCCAAGGACGGCGUCUACCCGGAGAAGGUCAACGCCGGCAGGCAGGGCGUCGGGCAGAACUUCCGCAGCAUCGGAAAGAACGUCAGCCCCAUCGAGGUCAAGUUCACCGGCAAGAACACCUUCGACCUGUGACUGUCAUGUGCUACUACUAUCCAGCUGUUGGGUGCGUGGUUGAUGGAUCGGAAGGGUCGGUCGAUGUGUAAUUUUACUAUCAAGCUUUCCUUGGUGAUUGUGGAGAUGAUACAUGCAUGGAACCCCUUAAUUAUAUGUACAUGUUGAUUUACUGUUC